AUGCAAUUCCAUCUACUCAAAUUAAGAUGUUUAUGUUUUGCUGCUGUUGUUAUAUUUAUAACACAGAAUGUGUCAGGAAUUGAAACUCGUGCAGAGCGGCGUAUUGAUCUUCUCAACGCACCGCAUGAUUUCGAUGCGGCUUACGGACCCCACUACACGGAUGUCGAAAACUACUAUGAUAUAUUUGAAGAAGUUGCAAAAUUAUCUCCAUACAACGAAAAGCGCUCUUCACGCAUACAUGUUUUCCGGCGUGACUGCAUAUCUCGUGGCGGUGCUUGCGACAGUAGGCCCAAUGACUGCUGCUACAAUAGCUCGUGUCGUUGCAAUCUCUGGGGCAGCAAUUGUCGUUGUCAACGCAUGGGACUCUUCCAGAAGUGGGGCUAA
Molecule: messenger RNA, 384 nt
Organism: Bactrocera tryoni
Lineage: Eukaryota; Metazoa; Arthropoda; Insecta; Diptera; Tephritidae
Exons: 3
Coding region: 1-384 (127 amino acids)
Cellular component (GO): extracellular region
Molecular function (GO): ion channel inhibitor activity
Source: RefSeq, a predicted model, not a curated record